UGUUCUCAGCGUCAUGUGUUCUCAGCGUCAUGUGUUGAUCAGUGUCAUGUGUUCUCAGUGUCCUGUGUUCUCAGUUUUCUCAGUGUCAUGUGUUCUCAGCUUCAUGUGUUCUCAGUGUCAUGUGUUCUCAGCGUCAUGUGUUCUCAGUGUCAUGUGUUAUCAGCGUCAUGUGUUCUCAGCGUCAUGUGUUGAUCAGUGUCAUGUGUUCUCAGCGUCAUGUGUUCUCAGUAUUCUCAGCGUCAUGUGUUGAUCAGUGUCAUGUGUUCUCAGUGUUCUUAGUGUCAUGUGUUGAUCAGUGUGAUGUGUUUGCAGGCCGAGGGACGAGAGAGGAGCAGCCUGGAGUCUAACAACACACACCUGCCUGUUCCAAAGGGCUUCGGUGACGGCUCCAUCUUGCCAGAAGACCUCCUUCAAAAAGUGGAAAUAGAGGAAGAAGAGGAGCCAGAGCUUAUCCUGGACGGAGGUCUGCCUCGCUACACCUCCUUCUCCCUGGCCUCUGACCUCUUGUCUCCUAUGGAGGAAGGCAGGGAGAUGGCCGUGGACGAGGACGUUGAGGUGGUUGAAGAUGAGGAGGAGAAGGAGGUGAAGAUGCAGGAGAAAGUGGAGGAGAACACGGGCUUGUUACCCAGGAAACCACCUCCGUCGUGGGAGGAAUGGAAGCUCAACUCCUCCAGCUGGGCGGGAGCAGCAGAGGAGACUUGGAGCAGAGAGGAGCAGGAGGAGCUCAGCGACAGGGAGGAAGAGGAGCUCAGCGACAGGGAGGAAGAGGAGGACCUGCAGAGAUCUGACCAUGAAAGCAUUGUGUCAUCAGCACAAAGGAUUCCGGGUAUUCCAGACUUCAGAGACAGUGAAGCAGACUCUGAGCUCACUCUGACAGACACCGACACAGAGUCCAUCAAGUUGACUAACAGUAAGAGAAGGAAGAGGCGGAGUCAGGGAGGAGCCUCUCUAUCAAUGAGAGGAGGCCAAGGAGAUCUACCUGAGAGAGAGGACGGGGAGGGAGAGGAAACUCCUGCCUUCAGUCACUGGGGACUCCCUCGCAGUCCUGAUGCUGCAGUACCGCCUGCCAGACAGCAGCAGACAGAACAGUUUGUUGCUUGGGGGAUGGGGGUGAUUCUUCUCUAUGGUGCACCUGUAGAAGGUAAGGAUCCUCUCUAUUGCCCCUUUCACGCCAACGCGGUUCCAGGACCGGUUCGGAGCUAGAGCCUGAUAAGCACCGUUUUUUCCUGUUCACAUCGC
This is a messenger RNA of Notothenia coriiceps (black rockcod), 1239 nucleotides long. Its product is annotated as inaD-like protein. The coding region runs from base 301 to 1203 and encodes 300 amino acids. The transcript is spliced from 7 exons. NCBI's taxonomy places the organism in Eukaryota, Metazoa, Chordata, Actinopteri, Perciformes, Nototheniidae. The record is from RefSeq and is a predicted model, not a curated record.